Messenger RNA from Colletotrichum abscissum, 246 nucleotides. RefSeq lists its product as uncharacterized. The record is from RefSeq and is a predicted model, not a curated record. Lineage: Eukaryota; Fungi; Ascomycota; Sordariomycetes; Glomerellales; Glomerellaceae. The transcript has a single exon. The coding region runs from base 1 to 246 and encodes 81 amino acids.
AUGGAUAUCCACACGCUAUAUUCAUACGCUCACGAUGAAGAAGAGGAGGACCCGUUGACGGAGGGCAUGCCCAGGACCGAUGCCACCAAUGAACAGGCCUACGAGACCAGCCUCUUCGAGGUACAAGCGCGGUACUGGGCAUGUACUCUACCUGGUCUAUUCCAGGGAAUGCCCCAGAAAUCACCAGGCAGUGUCGAUAGAUUCGACACCAAGAUUCCUGCAUCCCUCGAGCGUGCGACAGCUUGA